Chrysochloris asiatica (Cape golden mole) is the source of this 1056-nucleotide messenger RNA. Its product is annotated as chromosome unknown open reading frame, human C6orf89. The record is from RefSeq and is a predicted model, not a curated record. Gene Ontology annotation, cellular component: Golgi membrane; nucleolus. The coding region runs from base 13 to 1056 and encodes 347 amino acids. NCBI's taxonomy places the organism in Eukaryota, Metazoa, Chordata, Mammalia, Afrosoricida, Chrysochloridae. The transcript has 7 exons.
GUAUUGGAAGACAUGGAUCUUGCUGCCAACGAGCUCAGCAUUUAUGACAAACUUUCAGAGACUGUUGAUUUGGUGAGACAAACAGGCCAUCAAUGUGGCAUGUCAGAGAAAGCAAUUGAAAAAUUUAUCAGGCAAUUACUGGAAAAGAAUGAACCUCAAAGGGGAGCACCCCAAUAUCCUCUCCUUACAGCUGUGUAUAAGAUCUUUAUGACCCUGGGAUUAAUCUUGCUCACUGCCUACUUUGUGAUUCAACCUUUCAGCUCAUUACCACCUGAACCAGUACUUUCAGGAGCUUAUACCUGGCGCUCACUCAUCCAUCACAUCCGGUUGAUGUCCUUGCCUAUUACCAAGAAGUAUAUGCCAGAAAAUAAGGAAGUCUCUCCACAUAGGGGUGAUGAAGACACCUUUCCAGACUUUGAUCCCUGGUCAACAAAUGAGUGUGAGCGGAAUGAGUCGGACCCCAUCCCUGCCAACUGCACUGGUUGUACCCAGAAAUUACCCCUCCAGGUAAUGCUGCUGGAAGAUGCCCCUGAGAAAUUGGAGCGGCUCCAUCCUCUGGUGAUCAAGACGGAACAGACCCUGUCUUCCGAGCGACUUCAGCAGUUUUUGUGUCGCUACCCUGAGGCAGCAGAAGGCUUCAUUGAAGGGUUUUUCACUAAGUGGUGGCGCUGCUUUCCUGAUCGGUGGUUCCCAUUUCCUUAUCCAUGGAGAAGGCCUCGGAAUAGAUCACAAAUUUUACAUGAACUUUUUCCUGCUUUCACCUUUCUACCAUUUCCAAAAGAGGCCUCCUUGAAAAAAUGCUUCCUUCUUCACCCGGAACCUGUUGUGGGGAGUAAGAUGCACCGGAUGCAUGACCUGUUUGCCAUUUGCAGCGGCGAGGCCAUGCUGCAGCUCAUCCCUCCCUUCCACUGCCGAAGACACUGCCAGUCCAUGGCGCUGCAGCUACAGCCAGGGGAUAUCGGUUAUGCUGAUGCCACCCACUGGAAGGUCUACAUUAUAGCCAAAGGGCCCCAGCCUUUGGUCAUCUGCGAUGGAACCAUCCUCUCAGAACCAUAG